Hansenula anomala is the source of this 642-nucleotide messenger RNA. RefSeq names its product Dam1p (gene DAM1). The record is from RefSeq and is a predicted model, not a curated record. Gene Ontology annotation, biological process: mitotic sister chromatid biorientation. Gene Ontology annotation, cellular component: mitotic spindle; mitotic spindle polar microtubule; mitotic spindle pole body. The coding region runs from base 1 to 642 and encodes 213 amino acids. NCBI's taxonomy places the organism in Eukaryota, Fungi, Ascomycota, Saccharomycetes, Phaffomycetales, Wickerhamomycetaceae. The transcript has a single exon.
AUGUCAAAGAAACCAUCAAGAUCCACUACACCACAUCGUUUAUCACGUCCAUCCAACGUACUUCCAAUAUCUCCGGGAGUCCAUUAUCCUAUUGAACUGGACAAAACACCAGUAGAUGAUUUAUCAUCCCAAUUUAUAGAAUUGAAUGAUUCUUUAGUGGACCUAGACUCCAAUGUCCAACAGAUACAACAGAUCCACGAAUCACUAAACAGUUUCAAUGAAAGUUUUGCAAGUUUCUUAUACGCACUUCAAGUGAAUGCUUACGUUACUGAAUUUAACGAAGUGCCUACAAAUUUCAAAGAGUUUAAGAAAGUUAUUGGUAUCAAUGAAAAAAUUGAAAAACUUGAAUCGAUACUGAAUGAAAGAGAAGUUCCCAUCAAUUCGAAUACCAAUGUUGGUGAUGAUACAUAUAUGACGAAUGACGAUGAUGGAAGUUUCGUGGUACAACCUAGAAAUUCAAUAUUACCAUCUCAACCUCAGCAGAGAUCUGGGAUCGCUACCACCAGCACCACUGCAAGACAGAGACAGAGUACCAUUGGUGCAUCUACUGCAAACCAAGGAAAAAAUAAUAGUAAGAUACCCGUUGGUAAAAGGGUUAAAGUUGGUGGUCCUGUCAAAGAUAAAAGACCACCUUUUAGAUAG